AUGGCCUCCUGGGCCCCGUUGGCAGACGUCUGGAUGUACGACACAAAGAAGUGGGAGGAGCAGGUGCCUUUUAACCCGGAAAAGAAACCUAAGGGACUUGUCGGACCAGCCUGUGUCUUCCUCACGAACAACAAUCAAACCCGGCUGGCAGUCUUUGGUGGAGUGAAUAAAGAUGGUGUCACAAUGCGGGAACUACACUAUUACGACAUCGAAACCAAGCAAUGGUCUUUGGCGGAUCACCAAAACUCUGUCGGACUAUCGGGCGCCUCUGCGGUCUAUCAUGAAGCGACAAACUCGAUCUACUACUUUGGCGGGAUGAUCAACCAGACUAUCCGCAACACCAUCCCCUACCAGUACUCGCUCGAUCAGGAACUGUGGUUUGCACAUGCACCCAGAUUUAAUCCCUUGAGUUCGAGGCCCAUUGGUUGGAAUGGAACGAUGUAUAUACCCACCAGCGGCGAUGGCGUAGACAACAACCUUGAUGACCCUAAGGGCGACGGAUCGUACAAUAGCACGACCAGGGACUUGCAGAAUCCUGCAAUGUAUGAUGCUACUUCUGGAGUCUGGGCGACAGUUGGGCUCGCGGGCAGUGACAUGGUCGUCAUGUACGGUGGCAUGCGGCCUUUUGGACUCGGGACCACAAACGAAACAUCCUGCUUCAUCAGAACAAUGUACCUCUAUGACAUUUCUUGCCAGAAGUGGGCAUCGUACGAUAUAACGGAUGCAUACAACUUUGUUAAGACAAGAGUCAACCAUACGAUGGUGCUGCGGCCUCCAGGAGCUGCAGGCGCAAGCAAGACCUCCUACACUGCGUACAUUUUCGGCGGAUUCGAUGGUUACGAACAUAACGACAUGUUCAACAUUACCAUCAAUAUAUAUCCUCCCGCUGCUGCCGAUGUCAACCGCUGUCGAGCAUUGAAUUGGUGCAACAAAUACGACGACUGUCAGAACUGCAACCCACACUACUGCUCCUACAUCAACGGACUCUGUCUCUUCGACACGGACAAAGCCAAGAAACCUGUAUCCUCAGCAGCGCCCAUUCUUCUUGGAGGGUCCGACGAUGUACCUGCAAACGGCACCUUGCAAGACUUGCUGACUCAACGACCUGACCUCAAAUCCCAAGUCGUCAAAGUCGAAGACUGUCCCUCUCGCAUUGGAGUCAACACAAUGACCCCCUUUCCGGGAAUAAUUGCUGCGGGAAACACCCUGUAUUUCAAGACAUACAUUGAUGAGCCGGAUCGCGACAUUCAGUUUGAAAUCAACACCAACCCGAACGAGGCGCUUAUCUUCCGGUCACUCAAUGUCUGGGAGGGGUUCAUGAAUAUGUACUGGCGAGCCGAUCAUAGCCUCUCAGACGGCACCUGGGACGACUCUCAACAAGCAUCGACCAUUCCUCCCGAUGACCUCCCAGACAACAAGAACCCCCUUGAUUGGGACCGGCCAGUUCUCACUACCUCGGGGAUCAUGAAUGUUACAGAGCUGAUGCACCGCUGGACAAAGUACUCAGGACUCGACGGAUCGCCAUCCCAGUCUGCCCUACAGGGGCUGUCAACUCAAGGGAUUUACUUUUUCGCAGGAGAUCCACGACGAUUUUCGGGAUACCAUGUCUAUUCAAUAACGAACCCGACCGACAUCCCCAUCACCAUGACCUUGACAGUCAACGUUUUAAAUAUUCCCGAAAUCCGGAAUGACGACCAGGACUCACAACUCAAUCUAGCGACCUUGGGUUUCUUUAUGGUUGGGUUCAUCCUCGGCGUCCUCUUGCUCAUUAUUUUGGGCCGUAAGCUCCGAAGAGUGAUCGCUGAGCGGGAUGAGGCACAGUGGGCGGCUGCAGAGCUGAGGAUGCGGGAGGAGGAGGCAGCCGAGGACGAGAGACGAGGAGCACUUGGAUCCGAGACGAAUAUUACCCUAGGUGGUGGCCGAGGCGGAGCAGGUCAGGACGGACUCGAGAAAAGGCCCAUGUACCGAAUUGUUGUGGGCGUCCAGGAGGAAAAAGAGUCUGUUCCGAGUACUCUGAGACAACGUGCUGUCCGCAAGAACGAGUCUUCUCCACUCGAUCGACCAGAUUCCACUGCACACCAAGCAGUUACCUCGCAGACAGGAGUUCCCUCUCAUGGCGGCGACGAUGAGGUCGUUUUUGAUGCCCAGGCAGGGGCCCGCAGGAAAUCAGAUUUCAUACGCGAUCUUGGAUCUUCACCACCCAGCUCAGGCGGCCCUCACCGGUUUCCUGGCAUCCCACCUGCAAUUCGUAGUGAGCCGCUCAUCAGCGAGAUCCAAAGGCGGCACACGAGUAGUGAGAGGGUGCGGACAGAAUUGCUGAAUCAUAACGGCGAUUCCAGUAGCGGCGGUGGCAGUGGAACUUUGUCGGGUUUGGAGCGAGGGCUGUCACUAGGCGGACGAUUGAAGGGUUCAGCGCCGUCGAAGCGGUUUUUGGACCACUCUCGAAUUCGGCCAGAGGAGAAGGAGGUUCUGACGCAGGUAUCUCAUGAGGCUGCGGAGGAUUGCCCUAGAGACGUGUUUUUGGGAAGCGAGUCCGAGCAAUUGCCCUUGUCGAGUCUCCAUCGUCAUGAAUCAACGCAGAAGAGUACGGUGAGCACAGAGUCGGACCUGCCAUUGUCGCUCGUUCCCAAGGGAUUUCUUCCAAGACGCCGAGUCCGGAACCCAAUCAUGGUUCAGCCCAUUUCGGUAGAGCCCCUUCCUUUCCAUGGAGGACUUGUUCCCAACACCCGUCAACAGUACCGACGAUACCGCCGCUCACUCCAACGAAGACAGCAGCGGAAUCAACAGGCACAAGAACAGCAAGCGCAACAACGCCAACAACCAGGGACCCCGGUAUCACGUUCAGGAUCGUCUUCAAGAUCGUCAUUCUCGGUCGCAAGGUCGUUUUCGAGGAGGAACGAAUUACAGUCUAGCCUUUCGACACGGUCUAAGGGUUCUUUGAAGGAGGCUCGCAAGGCUGCUUCCAGGACGGCGCUACGCUCUGCAGGGGGUUCAGCAACUCCAGGAACUGUGAUGGAGAUGUUACCUCUUGGAGGAUUGUCCAACAACAACAACAACUAUCAAGAAAACGCUGACAGCCUUUGGCAAGAUGAAGACGACGAUCGUACGACGUCAAACACAGGCGCCGCGGGCCUAUACAACGAACGCGAGGAUCCUUUCAGGACAAGAGGCCCUCAAGAGUACGAGGCAGGCCCGUUACUAGCCUUAAACGUCUUGAUCGUGUUCCCUGGAGAUGCUGGAACACGGGAAGUUCUCAGAGUGGGAUCUGAGGAAGAGGAGGACAAUGUCGGUAAGAACGUGGGAAGGAGUGUUGAUGAGGACGAAGCAGACAGACGGAGUCAAAAUACCUUGUACAACAAUAUCAUCACGGAGGUGCCCAGCACCGGCACCAGUCAUAGCCCAAGUCCCAGCGGAACCAGUGGACACAAUAGCCAUGCCAGCAGCGACAGCAGGAGCAGCAGUAGUACGGGUGCCAACACAAGUGUCAACGCCAGUCUGAGUAAGGUUAAUGUCGCCAUCAUAGACGAUACGGAACAGCGACUACCACCCAUGGCCAUUGGUACCGUGUUUGUGCCAGAUCCAGCCCGGUGGUGGGCGUACAAGGCCCAGCAACAGGUCGAUCGUCGCCGUAUCCAGCGAGAGCUCCGUCGCAUACUGGCCCGACAGCGGCAACAGCAACAGCAGCAGUAUCAGCAGCAGCAAAAGUUGUACGCGCCAAAGUGA
This is a messenger RNA of Linnemannia hyalina, 3723 nucleotides long. NCBI's taxonomy places the organism in Eukaryota, Fungi, Mortierellomycota, Mortierellomycetes, Mortierellales, Mortierellaceae. The record is from the annotation of a GenBank genome assembly.